This is a messenger RNA of Cottoperca gobio, 1937 nucleotides long. It is a transcript of the gene spp1, whose product is annotated as secreted phosphoprotein 1. The transcript is spliced from 8 exons. NCBI's taxonomy places the organism in Eukaryota, Metazoa, Chordata, Actinopteri, Perciformes, Bovichtidae. The record is from RefSeq and is a predicted model, not a curated record. Bases 123 to 1238 code for a protein of 371 amino acids. Gene Ontology annotation, biological process: ossification; cell adhesion.
GAAGCGCGAACAACAUCCAGGAAAACCCAGGAGAUACACCAAAGACAAACCACGUCUGUUUGUUUCUGCUCUACAAUCUGCAGCUUCCUUCAACUGCAAAUAAGACAUCAAUCUGUGACACAAUGAAAGUGGCCGUUGUUUUCAUUCUGCUCUUCGCCACAGUCCUCUGUCGGCCGGCGAGAAAGGUUUCUGUCAGCAGUUCAGAGAGCUCUGAGGAAGUGGUGAGACGACCAGCAGCUCAACCCCUCAGGAAACAGGCGGUUCCUGAGUACCGUGCAGCACCUGUACAGAACGUUGAAGCAGCAGCUACUGCCAACUCAGACGAGAGCACAGAGAGCUCAGAUGAAGACGAGCAGCAGGCAGCAGCAGAUGCUCCAGUAGAAAUCAAAGCUGACAGCACAGACACAACUUCAUCCCCAGAUACAACCUCUGUCAGCAGCCAGGACAGUGAAGACAGUGAUGAUGAUGAUGACGAUGAUGCAGAGGAAACCGAGGAGGAUGAAUCAAGCGACAGCUCAGAGUCGGGCGAGUCCUCCACCCCCGCUCCCUCCACCGCCACCCCUAUGGUCGUCACAGAGGAACCCCUGGCUGAAACCACAGCUGAGCCAAUCGUGCCUUCGAUUGUCACAGACACAGAUGCAGGUCGCGGCGACAGCUUGGGACGCUACCCCAGCGACUAUAAGUCCAUCGUCUACGUGGAGGACAAAUCUUACCACAAGGUUCCUCUUCCCUACAAGUCAUAUGAGUUUAUCGGUACUGGAAAGAAGAUGGCCUAUGACAUGACAGAGGGCAAUGAGGUGGACAAGUCACUGAAGAUGUACAAGGUACAGGCUCUUCAAGUCCACUCUGACAUCCUGGAGGAGGACACCAGCACCCCUGAGGUGGAGAGCCAGGGCCUCGACGCCUCGUCCGGCAUUUCACAGGACCAGGACCUCAGCACCCGCCAGGCCUCCCUCCCAGAGGAGGAGGAGAGCGCCAGCGCCAGCGAUGCCAGCGCGAGUGAGAGCUCCAGCACCCCAGUGGAAGAGGAGGAGGACGAGAGUGCCAGCACCGGCAGCGACAGCACCAGCACCAGCCAGGAGUCAGAGGAUGAGGACAGCCAGAGCAGCGAGGAGGCCACAGCCACGCCUGGUGCCGCUGACAGCGAAUCAGAUGAAAGCACUGAGAAAGACUCAGAUGAGGAUGGGCCAGGACCUGAAACCACCACUGACAUGCCAGUGGUCAUCACUGCCAAAUAAGCACUGCCCAUCCAGGAAAUGGAGUGGAGGUGUCAAAUAGAGUCACAUAAAGAGCACAUGCGGCAUCUAGGUGCAAAUAGCCCCAUCACUUUCCACUGUAGGGCCAAACAGGGACAGCCAAGGCUUAAUUAGUAUUGAUUCCAAUGUGUUAAGACAAUAUUUCUGUGAUUAUUUGUGCAUCUUUUGGGAAGCUGAAAUGUUUUUCCUUCUGGAUUGUAUUUAAAUAAACCAAUUGCUCCUACAUCCUGUGGUCUGGUUGCCCUGGUAAAUCCCUUUUUUGACUGCAACAGGAGGUUGACUGACCUCAUGACCUUUGUCCCCUCCCCUCUGUUACUGCACGGUAAAAAAGUAAAUACUGGAUUUCUGAUAAGUCCUGAUAUCUACACUAGCUCUAAACUACAUUUAACCAUUUACUAAUAACUGCAAUAUGCAAACCUACAUUGUCUUUGUGCUUUUAAAAUAAAAGAGAAAAGUGCACCGUUUAUUUAAAUACUUGUAAUCAUUUCAAGCCUAAUAAAAAAACUUGACAUUAAGCCAUAUGUUAGCUGCCUGUGUGGCUUAGCUUCUUUACUCGCUAGUAUCAAAUCUGUUGGUGUAGAUAAAAGGAUGUAAACAGAGAAACCAUCUAUUACAGGGUUCAGUCAGGGAUAGAGGCAGUACACACACAUGCAUACAAGACAGGCCCAUUCAUUUGCACAG